Molecule: messenger RNA, 6201 nt
Organism: Catharus ustulatus (Swainson's thrush)
Lineage: Eukaryota; Metazoa; Chordata; Aves; Passeriformes; Turdidae
Gene: ABCC4
Product: ATP binding cassette subfamily C member 4
Exons: 31
Coding region: 54-4040 (1328 amino acids)
Biological process (GO): transmembrane transport
Cellular component (GO): plasma membrane
Molecular function (GO): ABC-type transporter activity; ATP binding; ATP hydrolysis activity
Source: RefSeq, a predicted model, not a curated record
CCAGCGCUGGCGAGUCGCUCGUGGUCCUGCGCCCUCGCCGCACGCCCGGCGGCAUGGAGCCGGUGCCCCGCGAGGAGAAGCCUAACCCGCUGCAGGAUGCCAGCCUCUGCUCCCGGCUCUUUUUCUGGUGGUUGAAUCCCUUAUUUAUUAUCGGCCAUAAACGGAGGCUUGAAGAAGAUGAUAUGUAUAAAGUGAUGCCAGAAGAUUCCUCAGAGAAGCUUGGAGAGGAAUUGCAGUGGUACUGGGAUAAAGAGGUGCAAAAAGCAAAAAAGAGAGGAAAAACACCACAUUUAACAAAAGCCAUUAUUCUGUGUUACUGGAAAUCCUAUUUAGUUUUUGGAGUUUUCACAAUGAUUGAGGAAACCCUCAAAAUAGUUCAACCACUUAUUUUGGGAAAAAUUAUUAGGUUUUUUGAAAACUAUGAUGCCUCAAAUGAGGCAGCUUUGAGUUUUGCGUAUUACGCAGGUGCUCUGUCUGUGUGCACACUUAUUCUGGCUACAAUGCACCACUUAUACUUCUAUCAUGUACAGCGGGCUGGCAUGAAGCUCAGGGUGGCUAUGUGCCACAUGAUUUAUCGGAAGGCACUUCGUCUCAGUAAUGUAGCUAUGGCGAAAACUACCACUGGUCAAAUAGUAAACCUGCUGUCAAACGAUGUGAACAAAUUUGAUCAAGUAACGAUUUUCUUGCACUUCCUGUGGGCUGGACCACUUCAAGCUAUAGCAGUAACAGUACUUCUCUGGAUGGAAAUAGGCCCUUCAUGUCUUGCAGGAAUGGCAGUUCUGAUUAUUCUUCUUCCUGUGCAGACCGGUAUUGGGAGGCUUUUUUCUUCCCUCAGAAGCAAGACAGCUGCCUUAACAGAUGUCAGGAUUAGGACCAUGAAUGAAGUGAUAAGCGGUAUGAAGAUAAUAAAGAUGUACGCUUGGGAAAAAUCAUUUGCAGAACUUGUGAAUGGCUUAAGAAGGAAGGAGAUUGCCAUGGUUAUGAAAAGCUCCUACCUUCGAGGACUGAACUUAGCCUCGUUCUUUGUGGCAAGCAAAAUAACAGUGUUCAUGACUUUCAUGGCAUAUGUACUACUUGGCAAGCCUAUCUCUGCAAGCAAGGUGUUUGUGGCCGUGUCCCUGUACGGAGCAGUGAGACUCACGGUGACCCUGUUCUUCCCUUCGGCCGUGGAGAGAGUGUCCGAGUCGCUGAUCAGCAUCCGGCGAAUCAAAAACUUUCUGAUGCUUGAUGAGGUCUCACACUUCCAGCCACAACUGCAUGGCAGUAAUGAAAAUAUCAUUCUUCAUGUUCAGGACUUGACCUGCUACUGGGAUAAGAGUUUAGAAACCCCAGCACUUCAAAAUAUUUCGUUUACUGUCAGACGAGGAGAAUUAUUGGCUGUGAUUGGUCCUGUAGGAGCUGGAAAAUCUUCGCUCUUAAGUGCCGUGCUUGGUGAGCUACCUAAAGACAGUGGUUUGAUAAAUGUUACUGGAAGAAUUGCCUAUGUUUCUCAGCAGCCUUGGGUGUUUUCUGGCACUGUAAGAAGUAAUAUACUGUUUGACAAGGAAUAUGAGAAAGAAAAAUAUGAAAAUGUUUUAAAAGUCUGUGCUCUUAAAAAGGACAUGGAACUAUUGGCUAAUGGUGACCUAACAGUAAUAGGAGAUCGUGGAGCUACUCUGAGUGGGGGACAGAAAGCCCGUGUAAAUCUGGCCAGAGCCGUGUAUCAGGAUGCAGACAUCUAUCUUUUGGAUGAUCCACUGAGUGCAGUAGAUGCUGAAGUCGGAAGACAUUUGUUUGAAAAAUGUAUUUGUGAGGCCUUACAUCAGAAGAUUUCUGUUUUGGUCACUCACCAGUUGCAAUAUCUCCGUGCUGCAAAUCAGAUUCUAAUUUUAAAGGAUGGUAAAAUGGUUGGGAAAGGUACCUAUGCAGAGUUCCUGAGAUCUGGCAUCGACUUUGCUUCCCUUUUGAAAAAAGAUGAGGAAGUGGUAGAACAACAGUCAGUUCCAGGAACCCCCAACCUGAAGUCUGCCCGGAACCGAACCUUCUCGGAGUCCUCUGUCUUGUCCCAGGAUUCGUCCAUCCACUCACAGAAAGAUGGAGCUGUGGAGCAACCACCUGGUGAAAAUGCACUGGCUGCAGUGCCAGAGGAGAGUCGCAGUGAGGGAAAAAUAAACUUUAAACUUUACAGAAAAUACUUCACUGCAGGAGCAAACUGCUUCGUGAUUUUUAUACUCUUAGUAUUUAAUAUUUUGGCACAGGUGGCCUAUGUGCUCCAGGACUGGUGGCUUUCUUACUGGGCAAAUCACCAAGCAAAUCUCACAACAAAUGGAUAUAAUGGAACAUAUAAGAGUGAACCUCUAGACCUUAACUUUUAUUUGGGAAUUUAUGCAGGUUUAACAGUGGCUACAAUACUAUUUGGCAUAAUAAGAAGUCUUCUGGUGUUUCAAGUUCUUGUCAGUUCUGGUCAGAAUUUGCACAACAGAAUGUUUCAAUCCAUUUUGAAAGCUCCUGUCUUGUUUUUUGACAGAAAUCCUAUUGGAAGAAUCUUAAAUCGUUUCUCCAAAGACAUUGGCCACUUGGAUGACUUGCUUCCAUUGACGUUCUUGGACUUCGUACAGACUCUCCUACAGAUUUUUGGUGUGGUGGCUGUGGCUGUGGCAGUGAUUCCUUGGAUACUCAUCCCCUUAAUUCCACUAUUUAUUCUUUUCAUUUUUCUUCGACGAUAUUUCUUAGACACUGCAAGAGAUAUUAAACGCCUAGAAUCCACAACUCGAAGUCCAGUGUUCUCCCACUUGUCGUCAUCCCUCCAGGGGCUUUGGACUAUUCGGGCUUUGAAAGCAGAGGAAAGAUUUCAAAAAUUAUUUGAUGCACACCAAGACCUCCACUCAGAGGCCUGGUUUCUCUUCUUGACGACCUCGAGGUGGUUUGCUGUGCGUCUGGAUGCCAUCUGUGCCAUUUUUGUUAUAGUGGUUGCUUUCGGUUCCCUGCUUCUCGCCAAGACUCUGAAUGCGGGGCAGGUUGGUUUGGCACUCUCCUAUGCAAUCACCCUCAUGGGAACAUUCCAGUGGGGUGUUAGACAAAGUGCUGAAGUUGAAAACCUGAUGAUAUCAGUAGAAAGAGUGAUGGAAUAUACAGAACUUGAAAAAGAAGCUCCUUGGGAGACCAACAAACAUCCACCACCAGAAUGGCCUAACCAAGGAAUGAUAGCAUUUGAGAAUGUUAACUUCACUUACAGUCUAGAUGGACCAUUGGUUUUAAGACACUUGUCUGUUUCAAUUAAACCAAGAGAAAAGGUUGGAAUCGUGGGAAGAACCGGAGCUGGGAAGAGCUCUCUGAUAGCAGCCCUCUUUCGCUUGGCAGAACCUGAAGGAAGGAUUUGGAUUGAUAAGUACUUGACAUCAGAGCUGGGACUCCAUGACCUGCGGAAGAAAAUUUCAAUUAUACCUCAAGAGCCUGUUUUAUUCACUGGAACUAUGAGGAAAAACUUGGAUCCUUUCAAUGAAUACACCGAUGAAGAGCUGUGGAACGCCUUGGAAGAGGUGCAACUGAAGGAGGUUGUGGAAGAUCUACCCAACAAAAUGGAGACACAGCUGGCAGAAUCUGGAUCUAAUUUUAGUGUUGGUCAGAGACAGCUGGUGUGUCUUGCCAGAGCAGUUCUAAAAAAAAAUCGUAUUCUUAUCAUUGAUGAAGCAACAGCAAAUGUGGACCCAAGAACAGAUGAGUUCAUUCAAAAGACGAUCCGUAAAACCUUCGCUCACUGCACAGUGCUGACCAUUGCACACCGCUUGAACACCAUUAUUGACAGUGACAGGAUUAUGGUUUUAGAUGCGGGAAGACUGAAAGAAUAUGGUGAGCCUUACAUUUUGCUGCAAGAACAAGACAGCUUGUUUUACAAAAUGGUGCAACAAGUGGGCAAGACUGAAGCGGCUUCUCUGAUUGAAACAGCAAAACGGGUAUACUUCAGUAAGAAUUACCCAGAAGUUCUUCAGAAUGGUCACCUUGCCACAGACUCCUCCUUGGAUCCUUCCUCAGGAUUAUGCAUAACUGAAACUGCACUGUGAUUCCUCUUUGCCUUAACUGUGUAGAAUGUAAACCUGAGAUCAUCUAAACUCGGUGACAACAUUUGCAAGUGUCAACAGGAGAGGAAAGGGAGGGAGGCGAUUCUUUGCACUGGACAUCCUUCCUAUUUAAUACUAAGAAGAAAAAUUUUACUGUCCCUGUUUCUUUCAUUUCAGUGCAAUAUGUUUUUCUUUCCAACUAAUUAUGUUUGUGUUGCUAAGGAAAUUAGGCAGAUUCAGGGGUUUUUUUGAAAGUUACGUGGUAGAGAUCUCUUUUAUUUAAACAGGUGCAGGACACCUAACAGGUCUAGUAUGCAUAUUUGGAGCUUAGUAAAAUAAUUGGAAUGCGUCCUUUUUUUCUCUUUUAGAAAUAUUUUGAGAGCAAGCAAAACCAAAUUUUUUUCAGUGUCACUUUAGCAUGACAGCUCUGUCUGAACAGCAGAUUUGGUAGUGUGCAACUCACUUGUCUAGAGAACUGUCUUUCUACCUGUCACAAGUAACUAUGCAGGCUGGUAAGAAAAAAACUUGAAGAAGCCAAAUACACUUUUUUUUUUGAUAGAAAAGUACUAUAUACUUUUUUUUUUAAUAAACUGUUCAAAUAGUGCUGUUCAAGAUGAAUGUAAAUAUUAGUUUUAUUUUGCUAAAAUCCAAAUGCUGAAAAAUCAGUCUCAGUCUUCUGUACUUCAGAAGAAAAUUACCACAUUUGCACUGAAGAAAUAUUUAAAUAAUUUAACAUACAUUCCUCUUUUUACCCGGGUUAUCAAAGAAAAAAAGGUAUUAAAAUAACUUGAGGAAAUGUUUGAAUGACAUCUCAUUAUACCUAAAUACUGUGUAGUACAAAGUUAUCUCCAACACAACACAUUGAAAUGUAUACAUUAUUUGCAUUUAUUGUGCCUUAAUAUUUGUGCCUUCAAGCCAACACUGUAACUGCAGGGUACGUAACAAAUUCAUUAGAUAUAUGUUAAAAAUAUGUAACUUUAGUAUAUUUAAAGUUUUGCAUCAGGAGUUCUGUUGAACUUCAGCUGUUUGAAGUUACCAUCCUGCCAGAAUAAGUAGGAAAAUACAACCUGUAGUUUCGCAUGGCUGUUGCUGAUAGAGAGGAAUGCAGUGAGAGAGGGGUUCAAUAUUCAUAAGUUAUGUCCUGAUUCAGCAAAGCACUUUAACACAAAGGCACUAUUCCCAUGUUUAAAAAAUAAAUCAAGCAAGUGCUGGGUUGAGUCAGAUUUUUUCAAAUUUAGUGAGGUAUUCUUUGAGGUCCAGUAGAAAAUACAUCUAUUCAUCUUGCUGUUUAAAGGGCACAGGAGAGACUAAAAGGCAACAGAUUUCUUCAGAACAUGGAAAAUACUGUCCUUUUUAAAAUAUACUGAAGAUGCUUGCUAUUACCUUUGUAAUGCCGAACAAGUGUUAUUUACCCAAUGUUCAUCCAGUGGUCUAAAAGUAAGGCAAUCAUAAAUGUUUCUCAUUUCAAGCAGUUCUACUAGAGUAUGAUUUAGUCAGAUGCAAAGUUACUUCUUACUGAGAAGUAAAUUGAGGCCAAAGCCUGCACCUCAGGACAGCCACUCAUCUUGGACAUUUUCCUGCUCCGAGCCAGCCCAGUGGUGAGAGGCAGAAUCUCUGUUCCCCUGUUCCAGUAUUCUCCUUGCACUGGGGCAUACUGUCCUGUUUUGAGAUGCCAGGGGAGAGGGAAUUGUGUCUGCAGUGCCACCAGCCAGCUUUCUGAGGGACAGGGGCAUUUGGAGCAAAACAUCCAUUUUGUGGAACAAACAUCAGGCUUCUGUGCUUGCUGGUAACAUCCUCUUACAUGGUUAGAAAUCAUUAAGGGAGAGUUACAAAAUAAGGGGCUUUUGCUCUGUGCCUUUUUAUGUCAAGUCCUAACAUUUCUCCUGCAGUGUGUAGCGGCUUACACUGUAACAAGUUCCACUGAGAUGGGUGGAACUGAACUUCACACAGUGUUGUGCACCAGGAGGCUUGUGCUACAUCUGAUGAUAAAAUGUCAGCCAGCCAGGGGCAGCUACCAGCCGCCAAGCCACAUGGCACAGAUGUGCUCGUGUAGGCAGUGCUUAUGGCAGAUGCUUUUGAGAACACACCAGCCACAUCCACUUUUUGUAUUUCUUGGCCCUUCUCUGAGCUGCUGCAGUCCACUUACACAGUGUCCUAGCACACA